Molecule: messenger RNA, 2674 nt
Organism: Serinus canaria (Common canary)
Lineage: Eukaryota; Metazoa; Chordata; Aves; Passeriformes; Fringillidae
Product: galanin receptor type 1-like
Exons: 3
Coding region: 1-1092 (363 amino acids)
Biological process (GO): neuropeptide signaling pathway
Cellular component (GO): membrane
Molecular function (GO): G protein-coupled peptide receptor activity
Source: RefSeq, a predicted model, not a curated record
AUGGAAGAGCAGGAAUUCAACUUUGUGCUUUCCUUUGGAGCCAACACCAGCAAGUGCAGCCUUGAGACCAACCAAACGGAGGCCCCAACAUGCUGGGCAGGAGCAACCAGGGGAGGCCCGGAGGUGGUGAUUGUACCAGUGCUUUUUGGGUUGAUUUUUCUCCUGGGAAUGGUGGGAAACACGUUAGUGUUGGUUGUUUUGGGGCGUCUCCGGCCUGGGGGCCGCCCAUCGCGCAGUGCCACCAACAUCUUCAUCCUUAAUUUAAGCAUUGCAGACUUCUCCUUCCUGCUCUUCUGCGUUCCCUUCCAGGCCACCAUCUACUCCCUGCCAGAGUGGAUCUUCGGUGCCUUCUUUUGCAAGUGGGUUCACUACUCGGCCAUGGCAACCAUGCUGGUCAGCAUCUUCACUCUGGUGGCCAUGUCUGUGGACAGGUACAUUGCUGUGGUCCAUGCCAAACGCUCGCCCUGCAUCCGCAGCAAGCGCAACGCUGCCCUCGGCGUGGCUGUCAUCUGGCUGCUGUCCCUCCUCAUUGCCAUCCCCGUGGCCCAGCACCAGGCCCUCAUGAGUGGCCAUCAGCAGGCACCCAACAGCUCUUUCUGCUGGGAGCACUGGGCAAACGGCUCCACAGCCAAGCAGAUGUACAAGAUUACCAUCCUGCUGGUGGGAUACCUCCUGCCCCUGCUGCUCAUCACCUGCUGCUAUGCCAAGGUUUUAUACCAUCUCCAUACGAAAGUAAAGAACAUUUCCAAGAAGUCAGAGAGAUCAAAGAAGAAGACGGCGCAGACAGUGCUUCUCGUGGUGGCUGUGUUCCUGCUCUCCUGGCUGCCACACCACAUCAUCACCAUGUGGGCAGAGUUUGGGCACUUUCCCCUGAACAACAUCUCCUUCACCUUCCGCAUCAUCUCUCACUGCCUGGCCUACGGGAACUCCUGCAUCAACCCUAUCCUUUACGCUUUCCUCUCGGAGAAUUUCCGCAAGGCCUGCCGCCAAGUCUUCACCUGCAAGCUCCUCCUGCAGCCGGCGGCCGCUGAGAAACUGGCCAGAGUGCGCAUGGAGAACUUCUCCACCACACACUCCACCACAAACCUGUGAGCUGGGCUCACAAAUACGUUUCAGGAGGAAGAGGAGGGAAGAAGGCUCUGUCUUGGAAGAACAUGCAUGCAGAUGCAUUCCAGGGAGCAGUGGAGUCUGCAAAAGUGUGCACUUUGCCAGGUUACUGGAGUGGUAGGAGACAUAUUUCCAUCUCGCUGUGAUGACAUGUGACAGAGCCUGUCCUAGAUAUCUUGCUAGACACUGGGCUAUGUGCAACAGAAUUACCUGAAUGCCCAUAAGACAGAGCCCAAAUGAAGUUGUAGUUAUGACCAUAAGGAUCUCAAGUAAGAUUUACACAGAAGGUAGAAUAUGUACAGACAAGAAGACAGCAGUUAAUUACAUCUGUAGACAGUCAUUGAGAUGUGAACAAGGAGCGAUGCGACAUUCAGAGAGCAGUUUGGGAGAAGCCAAACUAAAGUCUUUGGAUGUCUUUGUUUCUUCAACCAAUUUGACCAUGUCUGAGCUGCAUACACAUUUAGCUCACUACAGGGGUAGGGUCUCUAAAUCCCCUGGAAGGCUUUGCUGUAGCAUUUACCUAUUGGGCAAUUACACCUUUCACAUGAUGAGUCAGUGGUGUGGCUGUCUGUAUUUGGUGGCUCUGUAUCAGCUUUUACAUCCCAGAGGGGGUGUCUGUGUGCUCCUGUGUGUAAUCACUGCUGUUAAUCACUGGCUCCAGCAACUGUCUCUUGGUGAGCAGCAAUACAAAAGUGGUAUUUCUCAAUAUAUGCUUUAAAAACUGUGGCUUUGUUUGAAAGUACUGUCUACAAAACAUUUUGUUGGUAAAUAGUGUUCUCUUGAGUCUAUCUACCCAAGGCUUUUUAUGAGCCACUUUAGUAUAUAAAUGCCUGAAAUUUGUGGUGAGGGUUUGUUUGGGUUGGUUGUUUGGGUUUUUUUGACAAACUUUUGUGAUCAACAGUGCCCUAGCAACAAAAGGCAUUGUACCAAGUCCAAGAUUAUUACUUGUAACUAUAUGAAGUGCAUAUUACUUCAAAAAGUAGGAAGCAAAUUGCUGAAAGAAUGUCAUUAUUUCACUGUGUUGUCUAAUUCAGUAUUUCUGUGUGCUGCAAUCCAGACUACACUUUUCAUAGACUGUAAAAAUGUGAGUUACAGAAGUUAAACUACAAAUUAUUUGCUGUCCCUGCAGUGAAUGGGUUUCCAGUCUCCAAAUGGAUCACUCUUUCACUAUAUUUCUAAAACUUUGGAGCUAUUGUAUUAAAUAAUUUUACUGCAGUUUGUAACUUCCUUUAAGAGCUCCCUAACUGUGCAAUAUGAACAGAGCACAUGUACAACAGGAUAGUCACUGCCUGAUCCUUGGGUAUUAUCUGCACAAGUUUUCUCUUUGAUAACUUUUACUCUGGAGAGUAGCUCCAGUGAAUUAUUUCCUUAGGAACUAGAUUUAGAUCCAGUGCUGUGAUCUUCUCAUUUACCAUAAUGUAGAAAUCUACUAUUUCUACAUUCACAGUGACUGCAUAGCCUAAAGUGGAGAGCAUGGGAAAAACAGCCACCAAGAAAAUGGGUUGUGGCAAAUAACUGCAACAGAAUUCAGAGCUAAAAUGUUUAUCUGUGUGACUAUUUACCAUGG